Messenger RNA from Exophiala bonariae, 567 nucleotides. RefSeq lists its product as uncharacterized. The record is from RefSeq and is a predicted model, not a curated record. NCBI's taxonomy places the organism in Eukaryota, Fungi, Ascomycota, Eurotiomycetes, Chaetothyriales, Herpotrichiellaceae. The transcript is spliced from 4 exons. Bases 1 to 567 code for a protein of 188 amino acids.
AUGGCCGAUGGAAAGAAUGAGGCUCGCGCGUUGCGGAUACUCGAGAUUAUGAACGACUUCCGGACACUGCAACUACAUAUAUCUUCACUCAUUACACGAAACGAGGCGCAUCCUCCCGAUCAGCACUCCUACUACCUCGACGGCUACGUGGUGCUGAGGCAAGGUGCAGCCGAGUCCCAAGCCAUUCUAGCAACGCACUACAAUCCUGGAAAUCUUGGAUUGCAGGCCGGCAACAUCCCAGAGACUGAGGUUCAAAAGGCCACACUACAGAGAAUUAUUCUUGACUCUUCGACAAGACGCCUCCAAGCACACAAGAUCUACCUACGAGCAUCGGCUGCGAUGCGCUGGAUACAGAUGCGGGCGCAAAUUCUGAAAGGAGAGGCGCCGAGCCCGCGACAUGCAAAUGCUCUGAGAGCAAUUGACAACCGGCUUCAUGAGGAAUUGAACCAGAUUACCGACCAGCAUGUUGUCAAUGACCUACGGAACGCUGAUCGACGAAAGGGUUAUUGGGUUGAUGAAGACCCAACUCUGGAGCGUAUGCUAUCAUGGAUUAGGAUGCAGAGGUGA